UGCAAGCUCUUAGUAAUUAUUCUUCAGAAGCAAUGUAAAAAUCUUCCUCACUCUGCAUUUGCAUUGACGUCUAGUGAGCACAUCUGAACGAAGCCCCCAUGAGUUUGAUCAACACGGUGUUGCCGCUACUAAAAGAUCUGUGGGUGGACUGGGGGAUUCAUUUCUUGGUCACCGUAAGCCUUACCUGCCAGAUUUUUCUCACAAUAUUAGGCAUUCGCCGGAAAUAUACGAGGUCGAAUUUAGCUAGAUCCAUUGUCUGGGCUGCCUAUUUGCUCCUUUCUUAUGUUGCGAAAAUUGCGCUGGGCAAGCUUACUGUGGUCCGCAUCGAUGAUCCUGAAAAUCCGGGUUACGACGUGGAGUUGCAAGGGCUGUUUGCGCCAUUGCUUCUGAUGCAACUUGGGUACCCAGAUAGCAUAACGGCCUAUCAGGUGGAAGAUAACCGGCUGGGAGUGAGACAGAUUCUGAACAUCGGGGCUACAGUCGUCUUCGUGGUUCGUAUUCUCAUUCGCUGUUGGGACGGCUCGUCCCCAGUCUCAUGGCUGUACAUCCCAUUGUUCAUUGCUGGAUUCAUAAAGGCGGCGUUGUGGGUCUGGGCUCUCAAAUCCGUGUAUGACGAGAACUCAAUUGUGAACGCCGAGUACUUUCCCAAAGUAGCCACCAAGGAAGUCAGGGAAGGCAGGGCUGAGCUCAAAAUGUUCCCCGAGGACAAGAAGUUCGACUCCUCAAAGGACAUCUUGAAGGCCUACUUUCGGUUCGACUGUCUGAAGCCCCACCUCGUGAACUGGCCGUACCACCCUGUGUUCACAUCCCGCGAUUGGAUGUCCAUUGACAGCUACCCUGCCAACCGCGCUUUCAUCGUGAACGAGAUCGAGCUGAACUUCAUGUUCGACGCGCUCUACACUAAAGCACCCAUUCUGUACACAAAACGCGGCAUCAUAGGCUGCACUAUCGGCUUCUUCUGCUUGGUGUAUGCCUUGUGUAGAUUCGCCGUGAUCUUCAAGAAGGCCUUCUUGAUCGAUAUGUACAUCACCUAUACCUAUGCGUUACUGAUGGCAGUCACAUGUCUCGAGCUUUAUCAGAUCACGACGUUGGCAUUUUCAGAUUGGGCAGUGGUGGCGAUGGGUAGGAACCUUGGGAUGCCGCUCUUCUCAAGGCUCCUCCCGUUUCUGGCUGAUCGGUGCAUAAGGAAGAAAAGAUGGUCGAGGUCGAUAGGGCAGCUCAAUUUGUUAGACCACUGCCACAAAGAAAGGCAAAAGCCCGUUCAUGUGGUACUUGAUUGGUUUGGUAAGUGGGAUCCCGUCCGCGCGGUAUUUGAUUGGUUUGGUAAGCGGGAGAUCUUUAGUUGGCAUUGGUUACACUCCCGCCAGCCCAUGCCCUUGUGCCUCAGGGCGCUGGUACUACGAAAGAUGGCGGAGCUAGAGGAGAAAAGAAAAUACGGGCAAUUCAACGAAAGAGGCAAGUGGACGCUCGAGAUUCACGGCAUCCAAGGGAAAAAAGGACUGAGCAAUAGCAUCGAGGCAAAAUUUGCAAACAGCAUCAUUAUCUGGAACAUCGCCACGGAAGUCCUACUAUCAUUGGAAAUCGAGAAAUCCGAUGCUUGUGAAGGAAGCAAAUUCCUAUCAGAGUAUAUGAUGUACCUUCUCGCUCUACAUCCUCACGUAUUGUCCCUCCCCACCGCCAACAUGACACUGGACGACGCUUGUUGCACACUAAGGCUGUUCUUGAGGUACCGAGACUAUAAAGAAGCAAUCAGCGAACUGUCGUCACUGGACGGAGAUGUCCCACACCCGGUCAGACCAAGUAAGGAGAUGACGAUCACUGGCGACUGGCACGUGUUGUCGGAGGUGCAGAAGCUCGUGGCCGACAUUAGGACGAUGGACAACAAGUGGGAGCUCAUCAGCAGCAUCUGGGUGGAGAUGCUGUGUCAUGCAGCAUACAACUGUCAUGUGUAUCGCCAUGCCAAGCGACUGAGAAGAGGAGGUGCGCUCAUCACUCAUGUGUGGCUCCUCUUGGCUCACAAGACCGACAAGUUCCCUUAUGAAAACCCCAAACGUUGCCUCGACAUCCCAGAAAUCUCCCUCCUCGGAAAAAGGUUCUUCUAGUUGCUUCCAAAGGAUUUUCGGAGGAGGGAUGACCAAACCUUGUAUGCUAAAACUUUACACGACAGCUAAAACUUUAAGCCACAGUUUGUGGUGUAUCCGAGUAGAAGGUCUUGAGCUCACAUGGUA
Messenger RNA from Syzygium oleosum, 2228 nucleotides. RefSeq lists its product as uncharacterized. The record is from RefSeq and is a predicted model, not a curated record. Lineage: Eukaryota; Viridiplantae; Streptophyta; Magnoliopsida; Myrtales; Myrtaceae. Bases 99 to 2102 code for a protein of 667 amino acids. The transcript has a single exon.